AAUCCUAUUGAAGCCUGUUUGCUUACGUUUGCUGCUCAAAGGCAACUUUUAGCGAACGCUUCAUUUGACCCUAAAAGUUGGCAUUCGGAGACUCUUUCGCAAAUGUUUCCUAUCACGGCCCCUAGUGUUGAUAAACUUCUAGAUUCGCUUACUUCGCGCCCAUAUCGAACUAUGCGUUCGGUUAAGAUGCUUUAUGACUUCAAUUAUAGAAUAUUAAAUCGAAUGAAAUCAAUUUGUAAUGCUAUGGAAAAAUGCGAAACAGAGCUCCCUAUUAAAGAAAGAUGGUCAAAGUUAGUCGUGUUUCUCCCAGAAAAAUUACGCUGGAUCCACAAUUAUGAAAUUUUAAAUCUUCUUAAAUACGCUGACGGAAAUCCAAAUAUACCCUUCUACCAACAAGACCGCGAACAGCUUUAUAAGAGCAUUUUAUUUGUGGAGCGUGUGAUGGGUCCUUUUGAAACGUUUGCUAUGAACUGUGGCCUUAAAUCAAGUGAGCAAUCUGAUGAUAUGCCGUUUCAGCGUUUGCUAGAAUUGGAUCAGGAAAUUAAAAGCUAUGCUGGUAUGUUUGCCUCAGAAGAACGUGUUAUUUCACCAUCCCCGGAACAAGCAUCCAAAGUCGAGGAGGAGCCUAUCGAAUGUAUUAAGACAUGUAAAAGGAAGCUGCAAAGCGUGGACCUAAACUUUUCUUCAUCUCUGCGAUUUAAAUGGCUUGUUCAAUAA
This is a messenger RNA of Protopolystoma xenopodis, 717 nucleotides long. Lineage: Eukaryota; Metazoa; Platyhelminthes; Monogenea; Polystomatidea; Polystomatidae. The record is from the annotation of a GenBank genome assembly.